UGUGUGUCUCACUCUCGGAUCAGAGAAGAAGAGUGUAGUGUAUCGCUCACGUGUUGCAGGCUGAGCUCGUGUUUAGAUUAAUAAUCAGUAAUUAAUAAUCAUCUGACCUGAAACAGGAGCACAUGAUUAUUUACAGCUGCGGAGGAAUCUGAUCUCCGGCAGUGUUUGUAAAGAUGUUUGCUGAGGAGGAGUGGACUGAAGGGCAGAUACCUGCUGAGGGAAAUCUUCACAUUGGUGUAAAGUCUGGAAAAUUGAGCAGAAAGCCCGUCAGUAAGCAGUGUCUGAACCGGACCCUACAGACCCUUGGCUCCAUCCCAACAUGGGACAGCGUGGGCGGGGCUUCUGAGGGCAGCGAUGGGGAAAUAGGUGGGGCUCCGAUCCAGGUUAAGAAAAAGAAGAAAAAGUGUAAAAAGCGUAAGAAAAUCUCUGAGGGUGGAGCUGAAGAUCAGCACAGAGACACAGAAGCUCAACAAACCCCAGCCAGCAAACGCCGGAAGAAGAAGAAGCUGCAGGAAACAGGUGUAAACACCGCAAGUGAGUUCGUACAGGAUGAACAAGAUAAAGAUCACCCAGACGACACGGAGGAGAAGAAGAUUAGCAGAAAACAGUGGAAAAACAAAAUGAAGAAUAAAAAACGCUGCAAAAACAAGUUCCUCCAGAACACUGCAGCUGUUCUGAACCUUAAUCCCAAAAAAGAACAGUCCAGCUCUAAACAGACCACCCACCCUACUCCACCUGAGCAUCACACUCCUGCACCAACCCAGAAAAAUAAAAGCAAAGAAUCAAACAGAACCAAGCAUCCAAAACCUGCAGCUCUCCAGUCCGUCAGCGAACAGCCCAGUACAGAACACCAGGCCGAACCGCAGAACCAGCCCGAGAACCAGUCCAGCAGACUGGGUAAAAACUCCCAUCAUCAGAUAAAGAAACUGCGCCAUCUUUUACAGAACAGCAGCACCACCACCAACGGCCUUCAGCACCACAACCCACCAGAACCCAAACCGGAACCGGCUGACCAGAACCAGAACAUCUCAGAGAAGAGCCCCCCUCCUAUGGACCGCUCCAGUGCCCUGCGGUCCCGCAUGGAGAAGCGCUUAGAGUCCGCUCGCUUCCGAUACAUUAACGAACUGCUCUACAGCUCCACCAGUGGUGAGGCCAAGCGCAUGUUCCAGCAGGACCCAGACGCCAUGACCGUGUACCACCGCGGGUACACCCAGCAGGUCCAGCACUGGCCCAGCAACCCCGUCGACUCCAUCAUCGCCUACAUCCGACAGAGGCCGGCGUCUCUGGUGGUGGUGGAUUUUGGUUGUGGAGAUUGUAAGAUCGCUCGCAGUGUGAAGAAUACAGUGCACUGUUUUGAUCUGGCUCCUGUCUGUGAUCUCGUCACUGCCUGUGAUAUGGCUAAUGUGCCUCUUGCUGACUCCAGUGUGGAUAUUGCCGUCUUCUGCCUCUCCCUGAUGGGAACAAAUCUCACAGAAUUUCUGGCCGAGGCGAACCGAGUGCUGGUGGACGGGGGUGUUCUCAAAAUCGCAGAAGUUGCCAGCAGGUUUGAAGAUAUUCGGCACUUCACUGGAGCGCUGGGCCGUCUGGGCUUUAAGCUGGUCAGUAAGGACACAGACAACACCCACUUCUACUGCUUUGAGUUUACAAAGAUACAAGAUUCUCCCAGUAACGUGAAGAAAAUCCAGCUGCAGCUCAACCCCUGUCUCUACAAAAAACGGUAGCUGUGAGAAACGGACUA
This is a messenger RNA of Astyanax mexicanus (Mexican tetra), 1738 nucleotides long. It is a transcript of the gene rrp8, whose product is annotated as ribosomal RNA processing 8. Gene Ontology annotation, molecular function: methyltransferase activity. Gene Ontology annotation, cellular component: chromatin silencing complex; rDNA heterochromatin; nucleolus. Lineage: Eukaryota; Metazoa; Chordata; Actinopteri; Characiformes; Acestrorhamphidae. Gene Ontology annotation, biological process: regulation of transcription by glucose; cellular response to glucose starvation; rDNA heterochromatin formation. The record is from RefSeq and is a predicted model, not a curated record. Bases 174 to 1721 code for a protein of 515 amino acids. The transcript is spliced from 8 exons.